Messenger RNA from Anthostomella pinea, 837 nucleotides. The record is from the annotation of a GenBank genome assembly. NCBI's taxonomy places the organism in Eukaryota, Fungi, Ascomycota, Sordariomycetes, Xylariales, Xylariaceae.
AUGUGCCCACCGCCCGCUGCUGGGCCGCCCUUUGCAUUAGAGCACCAGCUGAACUGGGAUCGACGCAAGCUGUGGGAGUUCUUCGACCAGGAAUUCUGCUCGACGGACCUAAACCAGAUGGCGAACAGGCUGUGGUGGAUGUCAAAACAAGACAACGCCAACAUCUCCCCGCUCCACCGGCAACUGGUUAAACAGCGCGCCAUCAUCGUCACCGAGGAUCCUAAGCUGCAUCUAGUCUGGAUCCACAACCAAAUCUUCAUCAAGCCGCUGCCCCAGUACAUCGUCUCGUAUGCAUUCUGGCGGGACUACAUGGGUGGCGAUGGGAAAGAUGCCCACGAUAUCCGUAGGGCAGCCUUGGGCUAUCUCCGUACAUGGCUGUACCUGGUGAGGUACGAGUCCGACUUUCGCAUCGCCCAAGACCCCAGCCUGCACCUCAUCCCGCCCAACAUUACAUGGGACCAGUUCUGCCGUUUUGCAUCUGACCUGACCACGCUUGCCGAUUACAACGUCCCCACACGCUAUACCUAUAGCGAGAUUCGAUUGAUGAGGCUUAACUUCUACGUUCUAUUCCUACUUCGAAAAGCGUACUUUCAGCGUGUUGAUUAUCAAUACGGGACAUACUUUAAGCAGCCGUCCAGCGGCUCGCUGAUGCUCCCGCUAAUCGAGGUCAACGGGCCGUCCUGGCGCAUUAGCUUUGCCGUCCUGGACGCGGAGCGGCUCCUGGUCUCGGACCAUGCGAUGGGCUCGACGGACCAGAUGUCCGACUGCUAUGUUAGCUUCAAAUAUCACAUCGGGUGGAAAUCUACUGGGUUGUGGCCGGUUUCAGUGAGGCAGUAA